UCUUUCUUCAGCAGGAGCGCCGCCGUGCGAAAGAUAGAGCGAGGCUGCUCUGGGGAAAAGGAGCGGGGGCGGGGGCGUCCCUGCCGGCUCCCUUCCUCAGCCGCAAUGUCGGUCCUGAGCUGGAAGCCGUUCGUCUACGGCGGCCUGGCCUCGAUCGUUGCCGAGUUCGGGACGUUUCCUGUGGAUCUCACCAAAACACGACUUCAAGUCCAAGGCCAAAGCAUUGAUGCCCGUUUCCGAGAGAUCAAGUAUCGGGGCAUGUUUCAUGCCUUGUUUCGCAUCUCCAGGGAAGAAGGCAUUCUCGCACUCUACUCUGGGAUCGCUCCAGCCUUGUUAAGACAAGCAUCUUAUGGCACAAUAAAGAUUGGUAUAUACCAUACUUUGAAGCGACUUUUUGUGGAUCGAUUAGAAGAUGAAACAUUACUACUAAAUGUCUUAUGUGGAGUUGUGGCAGGGGUGAUCUCCUCUUCACUGGCAAAUCCAACAGAUGUACUGAAGAUCCGAAUGCAGGCUCAGGGCAGUCUGUUCCAAGGAGGAAUGAUUGGAAGCUUCAUAGACAUCUACCAGCAGGAAGGCACGCGGGGGCUAUGGAGAGGUGUAGUCCCUACUGCUCAGAGAGCUGCCAUAGUGGUGGGAGUCGAAUUGCCAGUCUAUGACAUCACCAAGAAGCACUUGAUCCUUUCAGGAUUUGUGGGGGACACAAUCCUUGCCCACUUCAUUUCCAGUUUUACAUGUGGGCUGGCUGGUGCCAUUGCUUCAAAUCCAGUGGAUGUGGUGCGGACACGUAUGAUGAAUCAAAGGGCCAUUGUGGGGACUGUUGACCUCUACAAGGGUACACUGGAUGGUCUGGUAAAGACAUGGAAAAGUGAGGGCUUCUUUGCACUUUACAAAGGAUUCAUGCCAAAUUGGUUGCGUCUUGGCCCCUGGAACAUCAUUUUUUUUAUGACCUACGAGCAGCUGAAGAGGCUCCCUUUUUAGGGGCCAGAUUGGAUUGGUGAUUCAGCUGCCCUUCUUGCUCACCUCCCCUGUUCCUGCAUCUUCAUGUCUUUUUGCCUAUGCGGACUGAGGCCUACCACCCCCACUCCUGAAUGCUCAGGUCUCGGGAGCAUAGCUUGGUUGAGAAGGGGGAUGUUGGGGCCAGUGAUAUUCAGUGCUUUCCCAUAAAGGGAAGGUUGGAGAGCAAGGGGGAGAGAGAGCAUAGGGCUGAGUCUAUAUCUUCUGUGAAGAGCUGUGUGAGUUUGAGGUCUUUCAGAGUGCAGCUUAUUGCAAUGUGGAUUUUGCAGUAAGCUGUGCCUUCCCCUUAACUUGUGCAAGGGGAAAAUUCAAAGAAGCUGCUGCAUUCCCUUCCAUUGUCAUGUUACCUUAAUAAACUAUUUAUUGGAGCUAUGUAUGUGUUUUGUGUUUUUCAGUAUUGUAAGUUUGGUGCUGGAGGAGGCAGCCUGUGAACGAGAACAGCUGCUCUCUUAGUAGACAAAAAAACACUAAAAAGUUGUACAUCCAACUGCCCUGUUCACCAGCCCCCAAGGUGGCAUUGUCACAGAAUGUCUGAAUUCACCAACUCCUAAAGCUGCACUGCUGUGAUGACGCAGAAUGUUGGUGAACAUUCUAACUAUUGUGAAGAAAGGAUCAGUUUUUGAUUCUAUAAAUUGCUUAAUGUUCAAAUUCAAUGCUGCUGCCCUCAGGAAACUGGAAAGUCACUUUGACUUGGAUGAUGAUUCAUGCUUGCCUAGUGAUGAAGGAAGCCAAGAGAACUGAGGAGAACAGAGUAAAGAUGAUCAGAAUGUCCUGUGUUGAUUUGAAAUAACCAACCAAAUGCAUGGCUGUAUAUUGCUAUUAAAUAUGUUUUCUUUCA
Molecule: messenger RNA, 1852 nt
Organism: Lacerta agilis (Sand lizard)
Lineage: Eukaryota; Metazoa; Chordata; Lepidosauria; Squamata; Lacertidae
Gene: SLC25A14
Product: solute carrier family 25 member 14
Exons: 9
Coding region: 106-978 (290 amino acids)
Biological process (GO): mitochondrial transport
Cellular component (GO): mitochondrial membrane
Source: RefSeq, a predicted model, not a curated record